Phycomyces blakesleeanus NRRL 1555(-) is the source of this 757-nucleotide messenger RNA. RefSeq lists its product as hypothetical. NCBI's taxonomy places the organism in Eukaryota, Fungi, Mucoromycota, Mucoromycetes, Mucorales, Phycomycetaceae. Bases 62 to 541 code for a protein of 159 amino acids. Gene Ontology annotation, biological process: response to oxidative stress. The record is from RefSeq and is a predicted model, not a curated record. The transcript has 7 exons. Gene Ontology annotation, molecular function: glutathione peroxidase activity.
CCAUUUUACUGCUUCUUUACUUUUCGAUACCUACACACACCAAACACCACACAUUAUAACAAUGACUUGUCUUUUCAAUUAUCAAAUCAAAGAUAUCAAGCGGAAUGAGUGGAAUCUGGAAGAGCUGAGGGGAAAGGUUGUCUUGUUCGUCAAUGUGGCAUCAAAGUGUAGUUUCACGAAACAAUACGAUUCUUUGGAGAAUAUCUAUAAUACAUACAAACACAGAGGACUAGUAGUGGUUGGCUGUCCCUGUAAUCAAUUUGCAAAUCAAGAGCCAGGAACGGAAGAAGAAAUCCACACCUUCUGCAGACUCACUUACAAUGUCUCAUUUCCACUGACCUCAAAAAUUGAAGUAAAUGGUAAAGGCGAACAUCCAGUCUACCGAUUCCUAAAGGAUUCACAACCGGGAUUUUUAGGAUUGAGACGAGUCAAAUGGAAUUUUGAGAAAUUUCUUAUCAAUCGCGAAGGCAAGGUCGUCAAACGAUUCUUUACAUUCACAGAUCCAAAGUCAAUUACCAACGAAAUCGAAAAAUGUCUAUGAGUAAAUGAAACACCCUGCCACCCUGCGUCCUGUACCCUACACUCUACACUCUACACUCUACACAUUAUUUACACACAUUACACAUCUUGUAAUUAUAUAUUUAUUUAUAUAUUUAUUUAAUCAUUUAAAAUAGUAUUACUUUUGUUCAUUCUAUCCUAUAUUAUCCACUCACUCACUCACUCACUCAAAAAAAAACAAAUAUAAUUUAAUACACAC